AUGGUAGCCAUACGGAUAUCGAUAUGUGUGCAGCUCGGUUGCUUGGUCUUUUUCGCCACCAGCAUCGGCUUGACUGUCAUUGCGCUUGCGACAUGGUAUACAAAUCACAAGUUUGUGAAGAAUGUGCGGUCUGAUGCCCUCAUGCUCAGUGCAUCACUCAAGUCCGCUCAGUUGAGCUCAAACCUUCUCCUCAUGCAAAUCCUUGUAAGACAGGCUACCUUGCGCCUGUCGCCACAGGCGGCUUUGGAACUGUAUUACGGAGAGGGAUCUAGCACUUGGGAUCUUUGGAACCGGACAGCUGAAGAUUACGACGCUAUAUUUGCAGGAAACACGAACAGUCGCAUGGCUGUACAGGCCCGCAUUUACCAUAAGGAAGGGACCAAUACCAUCUUGUUCAGUCGCACAGCCGUUAGCGUUACAAAUACGACACUGCCUUACAAGACACCUGCUGGAGAGCCUGCACAUAUCGGAGAUUCUUUGUAUGGGUUCAUACCUGAACUGUAUCCACAAUUCAACGUUCAGGCUAUCGAUCGCACUUCAGAUCAGUAUGAAGCUGAAUAUCAAGGAAGGACGAUCAACAGAACUACACCCCUUCUUUCAGGCCCAUAUAAGGUUGACGAUCAUCUCACCCUUUUGUCGAUCACUAUGCCGAUUACGAACAAAACCUCGAACACCCGAAUCAUGGGCUGGCUUACAGUCGCGCUUGAUGCAAGAUUGAUCAGCGAAGUCUUGGACUCAAGAGAAGGUCUCGGUGCUCGUGGUAUCAGUCUUUUGAUCGGCCCUUACAACGUAACCAAUACUUUUCCUCCCAGUUAUUUGUUCCACACACCAAAUGCCAACGCGCCUCACAACUAUGAUGUCCAGUAUCAGUUUUCUCCAGGAAGAUCUAGGGAUGCACAAAGGGUAUACCAAUACGGCACCGCGCCGCCCUUUGACUGGGCACAGUAUCCCGCCGUUCGUGAUGGUUUUUCAAGUGCUACAGGAAACAAUAACAACGCUGGUAGCGCACUAUCUACACGUAACGAGAAGCUCCAUGGUGUAUCUAUGGGUCGCGCCAUUGUGAAUAGCUCCAUGGUCGAUUGGAUGCUGGUAGUAGAGCGGCCACAUGCUGAGAUCUGGGCACCCAUUAAUCGGCUUCGAAGGGUCAUUCUCAGCUGCGUUUUUGGAACAAUGGCGGCUAUGCUUGCAGUGACAUUCCCUACGGCUCACUAUCUCAGCAGACCUGUUCGGCGGCUUCGAGAUGCCACUGGAACGACCGUAGUUCCUCAAUUCCCAAAAGGGACUGUGCCGCGAGGCCAGGUUGCACCCGGAAACGAAGCUUCGGAUAGCAUAUCAUUUCUCAAAGAGAAUUUACCCAGCCGUGUCGGCCAAUACGAGAAGCUGAAUGCGAUACAGCAUGAUCAGAGACGGGAAGCCGAUGAGCGAAGACAGUUCACUAUUCCGUCGAAAGUUAAAGAUGGCCGACAUGUGAUUCAUGACGAGCUUACGGAGCUGACAGAGACUUUCAACAAGAUGGUUGUUGAGCUGGUGACGGGAUACGAGGAACUUGAAGAAAGGGUUCAGCAACGAACAGCAGAGCUUGAAUUGAGCAAGGAAGUAGCUGAAGCAGCUAACAGAAGCAAGACUUUGUUUAUUGCAAAUAUCUCUCAUGAGCUAAAGACUCCACUUAAUGGGAUUAUGGGCAUGCUGGCGGUUUGCAUGUCUGAAGACAAUUCGCCAAGGCUGAAACAGUCGCUCGAAAUCAUAUACAAAAGUGGAGAUCUUCUCUCAAAUCUGCUGACCGAUCUUUUGACAUUCAGUGAGAUUCAAGUAGGCCAGCAUUCAAGCCUAGACGAGAAGGAGUUUAGAUUGAGAGAUAUCGGCACUCAGAUUCUCGCAAUUUUUGGGCAGCAAGCAGAAGCCGCCGGAAACACCCUCUCAAUCAAGUUUGAAAGUCCACACGUUACAGAAACAGACAAAGAGGGGCAUGCACACAAGAGAAGUAUGGUCACAUCGCUUGGAUCGGAGCCACUCGAAGAUGUGCUGCUAUAUGGAGACGAACAUCUGAUAUUACGCGUGAUCCUCAAUCUGGUCUCGAACAGUCUCAAGUUUACCUCUGCAGGAGGCACAGUCAUUGUUACUAUUCGAUGCAAUGGAGAACUCGACACUUCGAAGUGCGGGAAUGUUUCAAUACCAUCUCGACACAACUCCUCGCUCGGUCCUAGAUCACGACUCAGAGGGUCAACGAGUGCAAGCGAGUCGACCUUUACACCGCAUCUCGCCACAGUCUCUUCGACAAGUCUGUCUCGACCAAAUCUUGAACAUCGCCGAGUUGUGACAAAACCUAUUCCGGAGCAAUGGUUAUCCUUUGAAUUUGAGGUACAAGAUACAGGCGUUGGUAUUCCUGAGCACCUUCACAGCAAGAUCUUUGAACCUUUCAUUCAGGGUGAUCUCAGCCUGAACAAAAAGUACUCAGGCGCUGGUCUUGGUCUAAGCAUUUGCGCACGACUUGCCAGCUUGCUUAAAGGUACAAUGGGAAUGAAAAGUCAGGUCGGUCAGGGCAGUACCUUUGUCAUGUCAAUCCCGCUCAGACGCGGGAUCAGCCAUGCCGGCAGUUUGACAGGCUCAGGUUUCGACUUACCGAUGCUAAUAUUACCGGUUCCCAGCGAGACUGUUGAGAAAUCGCAUACGGUCUGGUCUCCUAGAAGUACUCAAUCGAACCGACAAAUCCAUUUGAGCCCUACUUCGAUCGAAAUCGAUAGUCCCGCACAGACGUCACCCGUUACAACAGCUUUGGAUGCUGUCCCAGAGGGUCGCACAGCAGCUCUCGGCCGAGAUUCUCUCACCCCUACUUUGUUUUCGGAGCUUACACGACCACUUGUAGCUGCUGGACAGCGUCGGACACAGCACACGAUGGGUUCUCAUGUGGGUAUCAAGGUCUUAGUCGCCGAGGACAACAAAACCAACCAGGAAGUCAUUAGAAGGAUGCUGGAGCUCGAAGGCUUGCAAAAUAUCACAGUUGCAAUAGACGGACAAGACGCGGUAGACAAAGUCAACGAAAGUGUGCAACGCCACGAUCCAUACAAUCUGGUUUUCAUGGACAUACAAAUGCCGAACUUAGAUGGCCUACAAGCAACGAUACUCAUUCGGCAGUCAGGAUUCAACGCCCCGAUAGUGGCCUUGACUGCAUACACUGACCAAGCCAAUAUGAAAGAAUGCUUAGACUCAGGCAUGGACGCCUUCCUCUCGAAACCUAUUCGCCGACCCGCACUUAGAAACGUACUUCGACAGUAUUUUCCCAUCGAAAUGUAG
Molecule: messenger RNA, 3291 nt
Organism: Boeremia exigua
Lineage: Eukaryota; Fungi; Ascomycota; Dothideomycetes; Pleosporales; Didymellaceae
Exons: 4
Coding region: 1-3291 (1096 amino acids)
Biological process (GO): protein autophosphorylation; phosphorelay signal transduction system
Molecular function (GO): phosphorelay sensor kinase activity; histidine phosphotransfer kinase activity
Source: RefSeq, a predicted model, not a curated record